AUGCUCUUUAACCAGUUCUGCCAAAAGGUCCUCAAGCUAGCGGUGGUGAGGGUGCGCAGCCUGUGUGAGAGGCUCAGGCUGACAGCAGCGGUGUCGGAGAUGGUGUUUCGCGUGGUGGAGCAUGCAGUGGAGGGCGAGGUGCAGCUGCUCUUCUGCCGCCACCUAGAUCAGAUUAUUCUGUCCUCUGUUUAUGGUGUCUGCAAGGUGUCACAAGUGGCAGUCACGUUCAAGGACAUCAUCGCGCAGUACCGCAAGCUACCGCACUGCAAACCCUCGGUCUUCAGAAAUGUGUUCAUCGACGCCAAGCCACUCCCUGCUGACUCUCCUUCCAAGGAGCGCUUCCUCUGCUCUGCAGCAGACUCAUCAUGUGCCCUUCCCCUGCUACCUCCCACCCUCUCCUCUUUCCCUCCCUCUCUCUCCCCCCUUCUCCCUCACCAGCCCAUCCCCCAGCACGGGGACAUCAUUCUGUUCUCCAACGAGAUAUUCGUCCCGACCACCCCCUCCACUCCCUGCACCCUCUUGUGCGCCCACACACAUCCGCUCCCCACGCCCCACCAGCCCAUCCCCCAGCACGGGGACAUCAUUCGACUCUACAACGAAAUCUUCUCCUUCCUGCUGCACCUCGGUCACGGCGCCUCCACAGCGGGGGGGGCAGGGGGAGGAGCAGGGGGAGCGGGGGAGAGGGGCGGGGGGCACGUGGGGAGCAUGUUCAGGAGUCCCCUGGUGCACUCCUCCCCUGCUCUCGCUCACUUUCAGCAGCAUCAGCAGUCGCCUUCAUCUGUACCAGGCGCCUCUCCCCGCCGAGUGUCUUCUCGGCAUAACGUCUACGUCUCGCCACUGCCCACCUCAAGGAUGGAAGCUCUGUUGGCUUCCCCGCACCGCCAGCUGUCAGCGCAGCUAUCCACGCAGCUCCUGGGAGGGGGCCUCUCCGCUGACCCCUUUGCGAGCCCCUCCAGGCAAAUGGCUGCCAUCAACCAUCGCAUCAACAGCACCAAGUGA
Messenger RNA from Closterium sp. Yama58-4, 999 nucleotides. Lineage: Eukaryota; Viridiplantae; Streptophyta; Zygnematophyceae; Desmidiales; Closteriaceae. The record is from the annotation of a GenBank genome assembly.